AUGACAUCUGACUUCUUAAUUGGACUUUCCCGUGAUCUUGCCGCACUUCUUCAAAACGGGGAUGACUACAAUGUUCUUCUUCAAGUUGGUGAAGAACCUGAUGUAAAAUCAUUUAAAGUUCAUUCAGCUAUUUUACGCGCUCGAUGUCCAUAUUUUCGCGCGGCAUUAUCAAGUAACUGGGUUAGAAAAGAAGAAAAUCCUACAAUUUUUAGAAAAUCUAAUAUAUCACCAUCGGUAUUUGAUUUGAUUCUUAAAUAUAUUUACACUGGAACGAUCAUCAUUAAUCCAAACGAUUCUAAUGCGGAUAUACUUGGUCUUCUAGUCGCCGCGGAUGAAUUAAUGCUAGGAGAAUAUGUCGCACGGAUACAAGAUUAUCUCAUUACAAAAGAAACUGCUUGGAUACAAAAGAAUGUUGUUCACGUGCUAAACACAAUUUUCAUGCAAGAUUCUUGUUCAAGACUUCGAGAAUUUUGUCUUAACGAAACAUUAUGGCCAUAUAAAGUUAUUUUACCUGAAAAUAUAGCGGAAGAAAUGGUACGAUAUUACAUGGUACCUGGUGCUCAAGUAACAUCUGCUAUAUCUCCUGUUCGCUUUCCUACAACAAAUUUGGACCCAAAUGCUAUUAUUAAUUCAAAACAUGUAGCAAUAAUUUCACAUUGGUAUAUAUCUAAAUUUUUAAAUGAACCGAUUGAUUCUUGUUUUAAAUCAAAAGUCAGUCAAGCUAGCCCUGGAUUAUGUAUCAUUGAAAUUUGUUAUGUCAAUCCAGAGUUUUGUGAAGACAAGAUUGAUAAAAAAGUUGGUAGCCCAUGUGCAUGUCAUGACAUUUAUGAUUUCAAGUUAAUUUUACGUGGGUCGCGUGAUGGGUUUACUCCAUCAGUAUUUCAUAAAAAAUGUGAUAAAAAAGGUCCAUGUGUAGUGGUAGUAAGAAUUAGUAAAACAGAUCAAAUUAUUGGAGGUUAUAAUCCAGUCGGAUGGAAAGGACAGGACAUUUGGGAAUAUACGGAAGAUAGUUUUUUAUUCUCUCUUGGUAAUGGGAAAAGUGUAAAAAACGUUAUAUUGAGCAGAGUAAAAAUUAAUAAUGCAAAUAGAGCCAUAUUUCAUGGUAAAAUGUACGGUCCAGCAUUUGGGUCUAGUGAUUUAGAAAUGAAAGAUCAGUUUAACAAAGGUUAUAAUUGUUGGGCGCAAGUUAAUUCCUAUGAACGUAGAAUCACAAAUGAACACAGAUUUUGUGUAGAUGAAUAUGAAGUGUUUCAAGUUAUUAAAAAAGAGGAUAAUUACUAA
Messenger RNA from Scutellospora calospora, 1281 nucleotides. The record is from the annotation of a GenBank genome assembly. NCBI's taxonomy places the organism in Eukaryota, Fungi, Glomeromycota, Glomeromycetes, Diversisporales, Gigasporaceae.